Molecule: messenger RNA, 582 nt
Organism: Dissoconium aciculare CBS 342.82
Lineage: Eukaryota; Fungi; Ascomycota; Dothideomycetes; Mycosphaerellales; Dissoconiaceae
Product: ESC prefoldin protein subunit 3
Exons: 6
Coding region: 1-582 (193 amino acids)
Biological process (GO): microtubule-based process; protein folding; tubulin complex assembly
Cellular component (GO): cytoplasm; prefoldin complex
Molecular function (GO): tubulin binding
Source: RefSeq, a predicted model, not a curated record
AUGGCGACAACGGAGAAGACCGAGCUCAGCAAAGAUGCUCGAACCAACCCCCGCGGUAUCCCAUACGCUCCCUUCGUCGACCGAGUUGAAGACUAUGUUUCAACUCGCGCAGAGGUCGAGCCCGCGCUGAAGAGUUUUCAAGAGAUGAUCUCAAAAUAUCAGUUCAUGGAAGCCAACAAUCAACGACGAGCACGCGGCCUUCGUGACAAGAUCCCGGAUAUUCAAAAGACACUGGACACUGUACGAUUCUUACAGAAACGCGAGCCCGACGCCGACCCGCUCGAGGCUACUUUCGAGCUCAACGAUACCCUCUACGCCAAAGCCAACAUACCCGCCAACACGGAAGAAGUCUACCUAUGGCUUGGGGCCAACGUCAUGCUCGCAUACCCCUUAUCCGAAGCGGAGACAUUGCUGCGGUCGAAGCUCGAAGCCGCUCAGGCGAGUCUCGCGAACUGCGACGAGGAUUUAGAUUUCUUGAGGGAGCAGAUCACGACUCUCGAAGUGGCUACUGCGCGGCUCUACAACUGGGAUGUGGGGCAGAGGCGCAAGGAGAAAUCGGCAGGUGGGGAGGGCGAUGAAUGA